CUCAUAAAAAGAAGUACUAUUCUCGCUCCCUUCACACAAGUCUCAAUUUCACAAAUAACCUUUUACCUUUCAACCUCUUAAAACAAGACAAAAAGAUUUUAUAAUAGAAAAUGAAAGAGACGAAAGGAUGCUGCUUCUACGUUACAAUAGUAGUUUGCAUUGUUUUGAUCGUGGGCUUAGACAUCGUCGCUGGUUACGUCGGAUUACAAGCCGAUGUUGCCCAAGAAGAUGUGAAGCACCAUAGGGUGUGGAUGCUCGAGUGUAAAGCUCCAAGCAAAAGAGCUUUUGUGUUAGGGAUUAUAGCAAUGUCAUGUUUGGCAGCAGCUCAUGUCAUUGCCAAUGUGAUCGGAUGCUCUACCUCCAAUCGAUUACCAACACCCGGCGUCGGCGUCGGCGCCAUAACUAAUACGAUCGCUACACAGUUCUACACAAUAUGCCUUGUUCUCAACUGGGUCGUAGGAAUCGCUGGAGCGGUGUUACUUGCGAUGGGGAUAUGGUCGAACAGAGAGUCAAGAUCAAAAUGUGGAUUCACAAACAAAUAUUUUCUAUCUUUUGGAGCCAAAGUGUGUUUCGUUCAUGCCAUUUCCUCUGUCAUUUAUUACGUAUCGUCUGUCGUAGCUAAUUAAUGUUGAAGUUAAUUUGUGAAUUGGUCGUAUAUAUAUCAUAGACUUUCGCAAUUCCGUUUCUUUUGUAAAGAAAUCGAAAUCUCUUUCUUAUUUUAUAAUAAUUCGUGUAACAAAGA
Camelina sativa (false flax) is the source of this 742-nucleotide messenger RNA. Its product is annotated as protein DESIGUAL 4-like. NCBI's taxonomy places the organism in Eukaryota, Viridiplantae, Streptophyta, Magnoliopsida, Brassicales, Brassicaceae. The record is from RefSeq and is a predicted model, not a curated record.